This is a messenger RNA of Melitaea cinxia (Glanville fritillary), 3987 nucleotides long. It is a transcript of the gene grh, whose product is annotated as protein grainyhead. Gene Ontology annotation, biological process: regulation of transcription by RNA polymerase II. Bases 1 to 2127 code for a protein of 708 amino acids. Gene Ontology annotation, cellular component: nucleus. Lineage: Eukaryota; Metazoa; Arthropoda; Insecta; Lepidoptera; Nymphalidae. The record is from RefSeq and is a predicted model, not a curated record. Gene Ontology annotation, molecular function: RNA polymerase II cis-regulatory region sequence-specific DNA binding; DNA-binding transcription activator activity, RNA polymerase II-specific. The transcript is spliced from 13 exons.
AUGGAUAGUGAAAGAGCUGCGUGGACGGUUUUACAAGGCGCCACGCGUCUCACGUGGACAUCGGUCGUAGGAAUAGUAGCGCGCGCGCAUUAUCGCCAAUCACGCCUGUCUCCCCUCCGCAGGGCCGGCGCAGCACUGAAGGCGGCCAAUGGCGCGCACGGGGCGGAGCUGGGCGAGCUCUCGGGCCUGCUCCACGCGGGCCUCGUGAAGCGCGAGCCCGAGGAUCUCAGCCGCAAGGUGGUCGACGAGCCCGAGCCGCACGCGCUCAAGCCGCCGCGACACAAGGUGGCGGUCGGCGAGCCCGGCGAAGCAGCAUCGCCGUCUCCGGUACCGUCACGAGCCUCGUCUGCAGGCUCGCUCUUGCCUGACGCGGCAAUGUAUGCAGCGCAAAUGUUUGCGCCCCCAGGCACGCCCAGUCCAACACCUUAUGGCGAUCAGUACCCACGGCAAACGGCUUCUUUUGCUGGCGAGCCCUACUAUCGAGAAUACUUUGUGGGCGAAGGUUAUCAACAGAGGGCUGCACCACCUUACAGUGAUACUGAGUCAGCAUCGGCGUCGACUUUCGGUGACCGAUAUUCGGCGCCUCGCUACCAUAGCAAGAGUGUGAUCGCUGCUGCAGGUCUUACAGUGGACCUGCCGUCUCCAGACAGCGGCAUUGGUGCCGAUGCUGUCACUCCCCGUGAUCAUACUACUGUCCAGCAGUCGUUCGAGUACACGGUAAUCUGCCAGCAGCCCGUGGGCGAAGACGGUCGCGGCACCCCCGCAGCGCACCACUCGCCCGCUCAGCCGCCCCGCACGCGCCCCUGGCACGAUUUCGGCAGGCAAAAUGACGCUGACAAGAUCCAAAUCGCUAAAUUGUUUUCCCCAUACGGGUUCAAAUACCACCUGGAGACGGCGAGCAGCAGUUCGCAGCGCCGUGAAGAUGACCGUAUCACUUACAUCAAUAAGGGCCAGUUUUAUGGCAUCACAUUGGAAUACAUCCAUGAUCCAGACAAACCACUUAAGAACCAAACCGUUAAGAGCGUCGUAAUGCUUAUGUUCCGGGAAGAAAAGUCACCAGAAGAUGAAAUUAAGGCUUGGCAGUUUUGGCACGGCAGACAACAUUCAGUUAAGCAGAGAAUACUAGAUGCUGACACGAAGAACAGCAUCGGACUCGCUGGUUGCAUUGAAGAAGUGGCCCACAAUGCUAUUGCUGUAUACUGGAACCCACUUGAAAGCGCAGCCAAGAUUAAUAUUGCUGUGCAAUGUUUGAGUACGGAUUUCAGCAGUCAAAAAGGAGUUAAGGGCUUACCAUUACACAUUCAGAUCGACACUUUCGAGGAUCCACGAGACACACAAGUCUAUCACAGAGGAUAUUGUCAAAUCAAAGUUUUUUGCGAUAAAGGGGCUGAGAGAAAAACAAGAGAUGAAGAAAGGAGAGCAGCGAAAAGAAAAAUGUCAGCAACGAAUAGGAAAAAGUUAGAUGAAAUAUACCAUCCGGUGACCGAAAGAAGCGAAUUUUACUCCAUGGCCGACUUAACCAAACCUCCGGUGCUGUUUAGUCCGGCUGAAGACAUCGAUAAGUUAACAGGAAUGGAUAUACAGGGAUUCUAUGGCCACGACGAAGCGGCUUUGGCCGAAGCUCACCUCAAAGGUGCUUCGCCUUUCCUGUUACAUGCGGCGAAACCUCAAGCCCCCGCUCUGAAGUUCCAUAAUCACUUUCCACCAGAUGCACCAGCGUACCGAUCGGAUGUAGGUGGACUCUCGCCCUACAGCGACAGGAAAGAUUCGCUGGAGUUAGAAGGCGUGCUCGGCAAGCGCGCGCGCACGUCGACGCCGCCGCUUAGCGAGCGCGUCAUGCUGUACGUGCGCCAAGACACCGACGACGUAUACACGCCGCUCCACGUCGUGCCGCCCACGACGCAGGGACUCCUACACGCCAUUGAGAAUAAGUACAAAAUUUCAAGUUCGGCAAUUAAUAAUCUUUAUCGAAAGAACAAGAAAGGGAUUACGGCCAAAAUUGAUGACGAGAUGUUGGCAUAUUAUUGCAACGAGGACCUGUUUCUCUUGGAAGUGCGGCCGGCGAGCUCCAGUGAAGACGAGCCUCUCUACGACAUCACAUUCGUCGAGUUGCCUCUGGAACAUUAACGCUAGUGUUGUAUUUUUGCAUUUCAUUAUACAGCUUACGCGGAAGAAAUAAACUGUAUGAUACUCAAGAAUACUGUAGAAAAUUGUAAAUGGAAUGCCACAUUCAUUGCACAGUGUAUUUAAUUAUAAUUACAAUGUAUUUCUAAUAACACAGUUGUCUGCGUAAGAUGUCGUUCACCACUUUCCAUAUUCUUAAUUUGUCUAUUUUUAAAGAAAGUGUAACGUUUGGCGUGGUGGACUUUUAAAUUCAGUGUCAUAACAUUCCGUAUUAUGUGCUCAUUAUUUAUAAAUAAGGUUGUUUCUAAAGUGUCGAUCUCAGAUUGAAAUUUACUAUUAAGGAAAAACAUCAACAACGAUACGUUUAUUUUAAUAAACAAAUGUCACAAAUCGUGGUUUAUCCGCUUUGUAAAUGGCGGUGGUACCAUUUUGUAUAUAUCUAUAUCUCUAGUGCCUUACAAAACAUUAUGAAAGAUAGUAAUGGCUGAGAAAAGCGAUUGUCUCAUUUGGUAGUAUGAACAUUGGCUUCUUUUUCGGUGAAAUCGUUACAAAUACGUAAACGAAUCGCUAAAGAAUUUAAUGAUCUACUUACGAAUUAAAUUGUGUGUGCCAUUCACUCGGUUAUCAUACUAGAUUUACGUAGUUAUCGUUAAACAGGUACCUUUAAUCUUGCCAUGAUGAUAAAAUAAGAAAUUCUUGUCACAAAUGUAAUAUUGUAGAUUAAUACUACUACAAUAAACAAAAAAAAAUAAUAAUAAUAAUGUGCCUUUGUCAUAAUAAUUAAUUUUUAAAUCUUAAUGUAAGUGAGUUAAGUCAAAUUAAAUGCCAUCCACUUUGUUAAGUUUUAUAUGGAUAAGUUUGCUUUAUAAGCUCGCUCAAUUCAUUCAUUUAGUAAAGUUGAUAUUAGUUUUAAGAUCAGUCACAAUGUUGUUUCCAUUUUAUAACAUAUUAUCAUAACUAGUAUACGUUAUGAGUUCAACAUGACAUAUUCCAGGUGUGAUUUACAGAUUAUUAAUAAACUAAUAUUUGGUGUUGAUUUGGUAUUACAUUACGUUUUAUGUAAUAAAAAAAAGACUAUAAGAGAUUUGUUUUUACGGAAUUUUAUACAAAAUCAUGUUAUUACAUAAUAUACGCAUUAUAUUGUCAUUCACACAGGAUCAUUUUCAACAAAUUUAUUAUUCAUAAACGGUUAUGGUUUGCGUGUAUAUUAUAGUUAUCAACACGAAUCUUGAGCGCUUACUUUUAACCUGCACAAAAACGAAAUUUGGGUCUAAUUAAUAAUUGAAUAUGUGGCACAGGGGUGAGGUAAUUAUACUGUCGUGAAUGCACGUUCAGUCGCACUUUGCGCCUUUACUACCACUUGAGCGCCCUAUUUAAUGAGUACUAUAUACUUAUAUUUAUUUUCAUUUCGUAGUAACAAACACUAAAACAUUAGUUUCAUUUUCUUAUUUUUUAUUUUAAUUUCAAUGUUUAUUAAUACUUAAUAUAUUUUUUCUCUCAUACAUAUAAUAAAAAAUAAUCCUACCAGUGUGCAUCGUACAUGAAUGGCAAACUAAAAAGUUUGCGACUCCUGUACGAUACGCAAUACGGUUCCCACUCUGUUGCCGAGCGCUCAAGAUUCAUGCCGAUACCUAUACAACUUUAUUGAUAAUAGAUAAUAGAUAUUAAAUAUUUUUAUUUUACGAUACAUAAGUCGUCGAUCUAUAACAACUGAGAAUGUGAAUAGAAUUUAACCGUUAAAAAAUCAGGAUUAUGUAAGAUUUACCUUUUGAACAGAAUUUUGAUAUUCAAUUUGCACCGAAUUUUUAACAUGAGACAUGUAAAAUAGCUUGAAUGACAAAAAAAAAAAUAUGUAUUUUAUUA